GGCGGAGCGCGGGGGCGGGGGCGGGGCGAGGCCGCCCGCUGCCGGGCGCCGAGCGCUGCUGUUCCGUGGUGAGGUGGCCAGUCCCCGGCCCCGCGGCCCGGUCCCGCGCCAUGCCCGCCCCAGACCCGGGCGCCUCGCCUCUCUGAGCCACUGUCCGCUCGGGACGCCGUGGGGGAGGCCAUGGCGGAGCCCUUGGAGGCGGCGAGCGUGGCCUCGGCGGGCGGCGGCAAGCUGGAGCCCAAGGAGGACUCGGAGGAGCUGGAGCCGCUGCUGCCGCGCCUCGCCUGGGCCCCCCCGCGGAAUGGCGCCCCGGGGAGCGCCGUGAGGCUGGUGGACGCCGCCGGGGAGCCCGACGCGGCCUCCCUGCACGGCUCGGGCGACCAGGACCUGCUGCUGCCGCCGCCGCCCGCGCCGCACGGCCCCGCGCCCGGCCUCCCGCGCCCCGAGCGCGGCCACGUCUCAGAGUUGAAUACAUUCUCGGAUGACGCAGACUUUGCUGCUGUCAUAUUGAAAGCAGAGCAAGCAAUAGAAUUUGGCGUUUUCCCAGAAAGAAUCUCUCAAGGUUCCAGUGGAAGUUACUUUGUGAAGGAUCCUAAGAGGGCAGUUCUUGGGGUGUUUAAGCCCAAGUCGGAGGAACCUUACGGAAACCUGAAUCCCAAAUGGACCAAAUACGUGCACAAGGUCUGCUGCCCCUGCUGCUUCGGCCGGGGCUGCCUGCUCCCCAACCAGGGCUACCUGUCCGAAGUCGCCGCCUCCCUGGUCGACGAGAAGCUCCACCUGGGCAUUGUGCCGAAAACCAGGGUGGUUUGGCUUGUCAGUGAGACAUUUAAUUAUAGCGCAAUUGACCGUGCAAAAUCAAGAGGCAAGAGGUAUGCUUUACAGAAGGUGCCCAAAGUGGGUAGGAAAUUUCAUCGCAUUGGACUUCCUCCUAAGGUUGGUUCCUUUCAGUUAUUUGUGGAAGGUUACAAGGAGGCCGAAUAUUGGCUGAGGAAGUUUGAAGCUGACCCUUUGCCUGAGAAUACUAGGAAACAGUUUCAGUCACAGUUUGAAAGAUUGGUGGUUUUGGAUUACAUCAUCAGAAACACAGACAGGGGAAACGAUAAUUGGUUAAUCAAAUAUGAGAAGCAGGAGCUUAAUACUCAGGAAACAAAAUCAGUUGAGAAAGAACCACUUAUUAAAAUAGCUGCAAUUGACAAUGGUCUAGCAUUUCCUUUCAAACAUCCUGAUGAAUGGAGAACCUAUCCAUUUCACUGGGCCUGGCUUCCUCAAGCAAAGGUUCCUUUUUCUGAAGAAAUAAAAAACCUGAUUCUACCCUGUGUUUCUGACAUGAACUUUGUGCAAGAUCUAUGUGAAGAUCUUUAUGAACUUUUUAAGAUGGAUGCAGGAUUUGACAAAGCCAGUUUUGAAAAUCAGAUGUCUGUGAUGAGGGGGCAGAUCUUAAACCUCACCCAGGCCCUGCGCGACGGCAAGAGCCCGGUGCAGCUGGUGCAGAUGCCGUGCGUGGUGGUGGAGCGCAGCAAGGGCGGGGGCCAGGGCCGAGUCGUGCACCUGAGCGGCUCCUUCACGCAGACGGUGCACUGCAGGAAGCCCUUCUUCUCCUCCUGGUAGCCGCUGAGCGGAACCUCGGCCGCCUCCCGCCUCGCCCGAGCCGGUUUCUGAAUGGAAGCACAAGUUUACAGGGGCGCUCGGGGUUUUUUUCUGUCCAGAAUAUUAAAUUUAUUUCAGGGAUGAAGUGUUGUAUCUUCUAUAUUGUAUUUUUCUAGGAAAAUUGUAUUUUUAUUAUUAAAAGUUAUUGAUGCCAGUUAAAAAGCUGAUCUCAUGGUUUACACAUUUUUGAAAAUAACUGUAAUGAUCAUUUUUAGAAUUCCAGGUAGAAAACGAGGUAUUUGUGGGACUUUGAAUACAAUGAUUUUUUUUUUAUAUUUUUUUAAACAUUGAAAAGAACAAAGAGACUCUUCUCCAAUUACAAAAGGCUGCUAAGAGUACUGCUGUUCUUGGAACUUUUGUACAUGCUAGAAAAUCAAGAAUAAUGCCAUGUUGCCUUAAUUUUUUAAAGCUGCUAUUUUAGAACUUGAAUAAAUGUCCUUAAAGUGACAAUUGCUAGAGGUCACAGACUAUUUUCUUUCUUACACUUCAAAAUAUUUUUGUCAGUUGUCUUGUAAGUGGGGGUGUGAGGAAGCUAAGGCUACCCCCUUAAAAAUAAAGAGACUCAACCAAGACAGGGAAUCAUAGGAAAUUAAGACAGAUCUCUGUUAUAUUGAAAUUUCUAAAAUAGCAUUAAAAUUUCCCUUGGGGCCAGAGAGAGUCCAACAGGUAAGACAUUUGCCUUGCAUGUGGCUGACCUGGGGCUCCAUCCCCAGCACCCCAUAUGGUCGCCCAAGUUCCACUCUGUGUGAUUCCUGAGUCAGGGCCAGGAGUAAGCCCUGCACACCACCAGGCAAGGCCCAAAAAGGAGAAGUGAAAUUUCCCUUUGGAGACGGGAUAGUUCAAAGGGCCCGUCACACACUCUGCAUGCAGGAGACCAGAAUCGAUCCCUGGAACCAAACCAUAUGGACCCCCUCCCACACUCCCCCUCCCCCGCCGCCCCCCACAUGGCCCAGAGUGACUGUCACACAACCUUCUAGAACGACCCCACUGGGUGGGGCCCCAAAACAGAUGCCACCCCACCCCCCAUUUCCCUUUUGUUUCUUGCAUGGGACCAAUUAUUUUAAUUAAUACUUCUGAAUUUUCUUCUUCAGUUUAGUUCUACAAUCAGUGCUUUUACUGGAAAAUAAGCCUUACCUCAAAGUGUCAGUUGGAUUGCGUUUUGGGUUCUCAGAACAUAGCUUAAUACACAAAAUAACUGUAGUGUCCGUGAAGUGACCCACGUGCUAUUGAGAGUCCACUUUUGGCAGACAGGCCUCAUUCCAAGCGGGGAGGGGCCCAGAGAUAGAGUACAGCCUGUAGGGCACUUGCCUUGCACCAGCUGAGCCGGGUUAGAUCCCUGGCACCCCAUAUAGUCCCCUGAGCAUUGCCAGGAGUAACCCCUAAGCACCACCAGGUGUGGCAGAAAUAAAAACUAAAUGAAGAGCACGCUGCAAUUCUCCAAGAGAUCAUUUCUACCUGAUUUUGAUUUCCAGUAUGUCAGAUUUCCUGGGAAUUUGUAGCACUUGGGAUCCACAGAAUGAUUCAAUUGCGAGAGGAGGGCCCACCCGCUUCCCGCUUCCCUCUCCCGGCUCCAGAGAGCCUUCCCUUCACACCAAAUUGGACAGUUUGUGGUUUCGGCCUUUUAUUUGUACUUUUGUUUUGAUUAAGGGUUUUUUUGGUUUGUCUUUUAAAGUAUUUCCAGAAAGUCCAGUUAGGCUUGAUAGACAGGCGUGUGUUUCUCCCUACUUCCUGUCCUAGAUAUGGGGGAGGGGACGGUGUCUUGCCCACCCCCUCCCUAUUGAAGUCUGAGUGCUAAGACGAUGAAGGUGACUGGGACAUUGAGUGCUCAGGCUACUCUCUGCAGGUAAAUGCUGGCAAUGACCUUGUGCCUUUGCAUGUGUGUACUAGCAGGAAGUGGCUGUGAGGUGUGGGGACAUGUUUCUCAAAGUUCUGUCAGUGUUUCUGUGGAUUUCUGUGUUAACAUUCUUAUGGAAGUUUUGUUAUUGUCAAUAACAGUAGUAAAUUGUUACUGCUUUGUGUCCUAAAAUUGAAAUCGGAGGAAAUAUUUUUAAGUGGGCUGACCAGGCCAGAUGAGUAAUUUUGAACUAUUUAAGAUACAAUAAUAAGUUGGUUCUGUUGUAAAUUUUUAUGAACUUAAUUCCUAUUUAAAUAUUGUGUUAAUUUUUCAAUGAAUAUGUUUAUAGUAUCAAAUUUGGCGGAAUACAAUUAAUAAAAAUUACUGUCUAAAAGUUAAAAUUGUUCCUGAAGUUAAUAUACUGAACAUUUGCGGUGUUUUUGAACACAUUUGUGUUUAUAAUUGAUGCCUACCCACAUUUUUCUUCCUUCAUAAAUUAAUGUAUAGUUUUAUUCCUUACAACUUUAAAAGAUAUAUGUCACUGGAUCCCUAAGGUGUUUUCAUUUAGUUUUAAUUAUAUGCUGCCUUAUUCUGCCCCACAUUUAUUAUCAGUUGAAGACUGGGAAAAUGAUUUGUUUUACUUGUUUGCAGAUUUGAAAGUGUUGAUUUACAGGGUUUUUUUUUAAUUAUUUUAAAAUAUUGUGCUGAUGGAAUUAAAGCUUUAU
This is a messenger RNA of Sorex araneus (European shrew), 4206 nucleotides long. It is a transcript of the gene PI4K2B, whose product is annotated as phosphatidylinositol 4-kinase type 2 beta. NCBI's taxonomy places the organism in Eukaryota, Metazoa, Chordata, Mammalia, Eulipotyphla, Soricidae. Gene Ontology annotation, cellular component: endosome; lysosomal membrane; plasma membrane. The transcript has 10 exons. The coding region runs from base 181 to 1608 and encodes 475 amino acids. Gene Ontology annotation, biological process: Golgi organization; endosome organization; phosphatidylinositol phosphate biosynthetic process. Gene Ontology annotation, molecular function: 1-phosphatidylinositol 4-kinase activity. The record is from RefSeq and is a predicted model, not a curated record.